Messenger RNA from Argiope bruennichi, 1321 nucleotides. RefSeq names its product progranulin-like. The coding region runs from base 129 to 716 and encodes 195 amino acids. The record is from RefSeq and is a predicted model, not a curated record. Lineage: Eukaryota; Metazoa; Arthropoda; Arachnida; Araneae; Araneidae. The transcript has 3 exons.
AUCGAAUGCAAAGUAACGUAACUGUAACAUUUAAAGGUUUGAUAAAUCCUAUUGAUCUCUUCUCUGCAAUAUUCAAUAGAUAACUGCGCGUGUUGGAGGUUUGAGGUGUGAAUUUUUUGCCAUUGAAAAUGAAGGUUUUUCUUCUUCUGCUUAUUGUGCCGUGCCUCGUUGCUGGUGAUACACAGUGUCCUGACAGCAACAUUUCUUGUCCAGAUGACAAGAAAUGCUGUGAAGUGAAUGGCCAGCACAGCUGUUGCGACAUCGAAGACGACGUUGACAAAGUUCAUAUUCUAGAAGGAAAAAUGAAAGUCUACCCUGGAGAAGAGCUCUUAGCACUAGCUGAACAGUACCCAAACGCAUCCGUGGAUGUCCAACACGGUUUACUUGGCAAGUGCAAUUUCUUAAGCUGCAAAGGACAAUGUUGCAAAGAUUUCUGCUGCGAGCCUGGUUACUCCUGGAAGUGCUGCCAAGAAAGCAGGUGCUGCCCCCCUCAAACUAUUUGCUGUCCUGUCGGCUGCUGUCCGAAGAGACAAGAGUGUUGCGCAGGAGGUUGCUGCGCUGAAGGUCAAAGGUGUUGCGGAAGAUGGUGUUGCAAGAAGAAGCAACAAUGCGGCAAUACUUUUAAUAGCUGUUACGGUAAAGGAGCAACAUUUACACCUGCCUUUGCCACGGUUCUGAUUCUGGCUGCAGCGGUUGUGAUGUCACGCCAUCUGUAACAUUUUGCAAGUUUAAACUCAAGAAGAAAUUUUGAAUCUGUAUAUGAUGUAAUCUUGAAAAUUUCUCCAGUAAAUAUAUCGGAAUUUGAUAGAGAUAGAAAAAUUUCGCUGAAAUAAAUAUUUUCUUAAUUUGUAGUGCUUCAUAACAAACUUUCACUACUUAUGCAUAAUUGUAUCAUUAAGUAACAAAGCAAAUAUGAUAUUGUUGUAAUUUUCCUUAUUUUGUGUAAAUUGUCUGUAAAAUUUCUGAAAAUCGUGGUAGAAAUAGUUUUGCAUACCUGUAAAUUGUCUUCUUUUCAUAUGCAAUUCAAUAUAACUGCACGGUACAUGAAAAUGGUGAUAAAUUGAAGUACAUUCUUGUCAUUUUUACCAUAUCACUUCAUUUAAUUGUAGUUGCAGAAUAUUUCUGUUUUAAUUGAUGAACUUCAUCGUUUAAAUAAUGUUUAAAAAUUGAAAUAUUUAUUUUUUACCCUUAAUUUUUACGUUUGAAUCGUGUUAUCGAUAUGAUUCAAAGAUUUUCAUGUAAAUAAUAAAUCCUGCAAGUCAUCAGAUUGUAAAUCUCAUCAAACUGUAUAUAAUAAUAAAAAUAAAAACUAACUUUUCUA